Magallana angulata is the source of this 2846-nucleotide messenger RNA. RefSeq lists its product as uncharacterized. Gene Ontology annotation, molecular function: protein dimerization activity; RNA polymerase II cis-regulatory region sequence-specific DNA binding; DNA-binding transcription factor activity, RNA polymerase II-specific. The record is from RefSeq and is a predicted model, not a curated record. NCBI's taxonomy places the organism in Eukaryota, Metazoa, Mollusca, Bivalvia, Ostreida, Ostreidae. Gene Ontology annotation, cellular component: nucleus. The transcript has 7 exons. The coding region runs from base 1 to 1572 and encodes 523 amino acids. Gene Ontology annotation, biological process: regulation of transcription by RNA polymerase II.
AUGUAUAGUGCAAGCAAAAGACUGCAAGCUGUUCGACGACAACUUUUGCAUAUGGAUGAACAGUACAGGAAUGGUUUAGACAUCGAUGAAGACAACUCGAUGGUAGAGACCGAAAAUUGUCAAGAUGAACCAAAGGACUUGGUGGAAAAGAAUCUCUCUAAAGGUUUCAUCAAUUCUUCGGCGUCAGCUACUGCCCACGAUCAACAAAACUGUGGCAGCGUGGACAUCGAAAAUGUUUUAGGAUCAAUUGUAGACUGCGGUUCUAGCGAAGAUAUUGACAAUAUUCCUCUUUCGGAAGAGCUACGGAGCGCCAUUUCCAACAUGGAAGAUCUGGAUGAUGUGGACUGCCUGAUAGGAAAUGUAAUAAACGCAGUACAAGUGGACGCCUCCUUUGACCAAAAUUUAGAAACGCUGGAACAAUCUGUCUCAUCACCCGACAGUCCUUUGGGAAGGCUGGCGAAUUAUCGACAAACAUCGUCAAUAGCCAGUGGGAGUGGCCAGAGUUCACUAAAGGGCAGUGCCCAGCAGUCCAUGACAUGGGACCAAGAGGAAAGCUGGAGAAAAGACAGGAGAAAAAAAGAUAACCACAAUAUAAUCGAGCGACGCAGACGAUAUAACAUUAAUGACAGGAUUAAAGAAAUAGGCACACUUCUACCUUCCAGUAUCCCACCUGACCUAAAAAAAAACAAAGGCUCUAUCUUAAAGGCGGCCGUGGAAUUCAUUAAGGAGCUGAAGAGAGACAAUUGCAAGGUGCACAAACUGGAGGAGAAGCUGCGAGUUAUGAACUCCAAACAUCAAAAACAAUUGUUCAGAAUUUUUCAACUGGAACUAAAAAUCAAACUGUACGGUUUAACAGAAGGUAUGGAUGACGUCAAAACAAGGAAAAAGAAGCCCAAACGACGCUUGUCAGAAAUAAAUGCCAUGGUGGAGGGAUUUUGCAAGCAAAGUUCAAUGUCCCUCCUGCAACAAACCGAAGAAAAAAAAUUACCAAAAAAUGCAAGCUGCAAAAAGAACAAAUUAUCUAAAUUUGGGGAACAAAAGUGCAACCCAAACAUCAAACAAGGAUUACGACAACACCUUAGUAAAAAGAUGACCGCAGGAAUGCAAGCAGACGACAAACAAUUUGAAAAGUCCGAUUUUUUUCGUGCCGAAACUCAAUUUGAGGUUCAAGAGAAAACACCGCUUAUGAUGAUCAACAAGAAAAAUGAGCAAGCAACAAAAGAUACCCCAAAAAGUCACCCAAAAGAAAAUAAUUCUCUUGGAACAGAUAAGAACAGUAGUGUUGUUGCGCAGAACAUGGAAGAGGUCAUAGAGCUGACAACGGAGCAAUGCAACAUUUUGCUGGAUUUGUUAGAGAACCAAGGUAGUGUUAAUGAAAUCUUGAUCAACAGCGAGGAUAUGAUACAACAGGGAAGCUCCGCUCCAGUGAGAGAGUGUUCGGCAGAACAAGACUGUUUGUCUCCAGUUUCCAACACUAGCAACAUGCUCGAGAAUUUGUUGCGCAGGUCAAGAAGUAGUUCCGACUCAAAUUGUUUGGAAGAUUCAACAGAAAGCACUGCGGGUCUACAAUAAAUGGUAGAUAAAAGACGGUUAUUUGUUUAAAAUCGUUACGCACUUUUUUUAUAUAGAAACUUACAUAGACUCUCAGAAUCUCCUGAACCUGUAUUUGAUUUGUAAAUUUCUGCUCUUUGUAUCUUUGUAUCUUUCUACUUUUUAUAAAUAUGUAGUUCUUAGUGUCGGUAUUGGUACUUCUUUAUUGUUUGUCGCUAGUAAAACCCCAUUUCAAAUAUUGUUGAAAUUAACGUGCGAGUAUCAAUUAUUGCCGAGUACCCAUUUCGCAAUUGUUAUAAAAAUAACAAGAUUUCUGCUAUCUAUUCGUUGUUUUUAGCUAACAACCAAAAUAAAACAAAAAUAGACUUUUAAAGACACUAUAAGAGUUGGGAAUGAAGAAAAUUUAAUCAAACAUCUCGGAACUCACUUUUAAGUUAACAAAGCCUACGAAAACGUAUCUCAUUUGUAUCCGUGCGAUGACUCAUGGUACUGAAUGUUUGACUUGUAAUCCACUUUGAUGACAGGGCAUUUUUUGAUUAGGUCCAAAUUCGAAGAAUAUUUACCUCCGUGUUAUGAUAUUUAACAAAAAUAAACAAGAUACCAUUUCUACUACACAAUAUUUAAGAAAGAAAACCGAGCGUCUGCUUGCUUGUAAGUAGCAAUUUUGUUUCCAACCUGACGCGGAUCAAAGGUUAAUCCACACGCACCUGCGGUGUAAAUCAGAGGCGUUGCUAUUAACUUUCACACACAUUAUUUCUUUUACUGGACACACUAAAACUAAAAAGCUAAUAAAUAAAUAAACAAUGCAUUUAUUUAAUUUUUUAAUUAUUUGUCCCGAGACAUGCGAAGCACAUUCUCCUCCGUUUGUGUGCAGGCGGUCGCAGGGACAUCGAAAUGAAUAUUGCUUAUUCAUGUAAUAUGAUUGAAUUGCGUUUAUUACAUAUUUUUUGUGUUAUAUUCUAACAUUGUAUCUUAUAUUGUUACAUUCUUUCAAAAUCUUGCACUUUUAACCGAUGAAUUACUGGAAAAUAACGAAAAGAAAUGAGGGGCAAUAAUGGGUACCCGAACCCGAAUUGAAGGUCAUGGACAGUGUUUAAUUUUAGCCCAAAAAGUGUCGAUAUUGAUGAGAAUAAAAUAAAAAUUAUUCCUCAAAUUAAAUAAAUGAACAGUGCAGAGAUUUGCCUAGAAAUUUUUACAAGACAGCUUAAAUGUAGAGAGUAAUAGUGUAUUUUUCGGCAAUAAUGGGUACUCGCAGGUUACAAGUUAUAAUUACAUGUAAUCGGAAGCAGUUUUCU